AUGCAGCCUGGCUCGGAACCACAGUACGGGCCAUAUCCAGUCACAGCACUGACGCCUGCCUCCUCCGACCAGUCAAUCAAUGGCGACGGCACUAUCUCGAGCAAGAAGCGCAAGGAGUCUCCACUACCCACAGGCAAGAAGCCGGUCAAGAAGGCAAAGGCAGAUACCAAGAAAGACUCUGUGAACCCAGAGCAGGAUGGCGAGCCUCUCAGCAAGGCCAAACGUGUGCGAACAGGGUGUCUGACAUGUCGGGAAAGACACUUGAAAUGCGACGAGGGACUACCGGUUUGUAACAACUGCAGGAAAAGCAACCGGGAAUGCAAGCGCGGCGUAAGGCUGAACUUCAUCGACAUCUGGGCGGAGCGGCCUCCUACGCUGUUGACAGCCUUUGGCACUUCAGAAUGGAAGGUCAAUUUUCUGGACGAGUCGCGCGAGAUAGCGAGCGAGUAUCAGGGUGGACUGCAGCUGUACAGGCGGCCGCGACCGCAGCAGCAGCAGCAGCAGCAGCAGCAGCGCGAUCCACCAAAAGCUGUGCCGAUGGACCCCCGCUUGACCUUCGAGUAUGCCCAGCCUGCGCCUCCGGCACCUAACAUGGCGCAUCAGCCAUUGCCGCAGAUGCAUGGAAACAUGCAGAAUCCGUACCCGGAGCCUCCUCCCGCGCCAGAACUGGGCAAUAUGUACGACCCAUUUUUCAAGCAGGACCAGCAUAAUCACCAUCUGCAACCACCGCCUUCUGGCUCUACGGUCGAGUCACGACACAGUGGAAAUUCAGACAACAGCAGUCUGCACCCUGGGUCUGUCGGGAGCUAUAACGUCGGUCCAAAUGGAGUGUUGCAGACGAGCAAUGAGGAGCGGAAGGAUUACAUUGAUGAUCAAGAAGAAACGCUCUUCAUGCAAGUCUUCGUAGAAGAAGUCGGCCUUUGGAUGGACAGCAUGGACUCGCACAAGCACUUCUCGCAACUACUUCCUUUCCACUCUCUGUCGGAGCCGAUGCUUCUAAACGCUUUCUUGGCCUGCGGCGCGCGGCAUCUUCAGCUCGUCAACCCGGCUUACAACGAGGAAAAGGCGCUACACUACUACGAUACCGCCACGCGACACCUGCUCAAGAACCUGCAAGAUCCUAACCGAGAUACAGUCAUAUGUGCGACCACAGCUGUCAUACUCAAUGUGUACGAAAUCAUGUCCGAGCGUGCUUUACAGCGAAUGAACCACAUCGCGGGUGCGAGAGCUCUGAUCAAAGAGUGCGGCUGGAACGCUCGGUCGACAGGAGUUGGCGCGGCGUGUUUCUGGCUCAACGUGGGUCUGGAAGUGCUCAGCUGUCUACACUUCAACUGGCAAGCCGCUUGGGAUCCCGACGACUGGGGCGUGGACAUGGACUUCAGCCGCGAACUGCAGAACGGACGGGAAGAGAUCUGGACUCACCGCAUGCUUUACAUCAUCGCCAAAGUCUGCAACUAUCGCGCAACCACUCCUCGCUACAAAGAAGGUGAAGACCCCAAGCUUAAGGAAAUGCGCACACAACAGCGCUACGAAGAAUGGCUCCGCCUUCGCGACAUGGCCGAUGCCUGGAACAACGGUAUCCCGCGCACAAUGCACCCCAUCGCUUUCCUUUAUCCCCACCAAACCGCCACCCGAUCCAACUUCCCCGAAGUUUGGCUCAUCAAGCGCAGCACCGUCGUCGCUCGCCUCUUCUACCACACCGCGCAGCUCCUCCUCUCCCAAACCAACCCCUACUACAGCCCCACCAACAGCCCCGAAAUGGCCGACAUGCAAUCCCGCCAUUCCCAAAUGAUCUGCGGCAUCUCCGCGCACGUCAAAGACCGCGGCGUCGCCUCUGUCGCCAUCCGCUCGCUCGCGCACGCCGCGGAGGUCCUGACCCAACGGAACGAGCAAGAAGAAGUGCUCCGCGUCUUCUCGAAAAUCAACAAAGAAACCGGAUGGAAAGUCGGGUACGUGUACAAAGAGCUGAAGGAGAAAUGGGGCUGGGAGGAACAGAUGUCGGCCGAAGAGUACGCGCAGACGCACGAAGCGGCGCGGUUGCAGCGCGAGGCGAAGGAGGCACGGGAGAGGCAGAUGCAGGAGAAUGCUAUGCUCGCACAGCAGCAGCAGCAGAGUUUCGACUUUAACGCGCAACAAUCUAAUGGGAUGGGGACGCUGCAGCCGAAUGUUCAGCCCAGUGGGCCGCCGAUGAUGAAUCCUGCCACUUCCAACCCUGGCGGCGGUGGCGGAAGUGGAGGUGCAGGAGGAGGUGGAGGAGGAGGAGGCAUGCCCCGCAAAAUGCCCCAAGGCAUCCCGAAUCCGAUGUACGCGAAGGCGGAUUUCAACCUGCCGCAGCAUCCGUAUCAGAACUUUUACGUGGCGCCGAAUCACGUAUCGGCUGCUUGGGGGGAUGGGGGUGGGAAUGGGAGUGAGCAGCACAAUCAGCAGCAUAAUCAGGGCCAGGGGCAGCAACAGCAAUUCUACUAG
Messenger RNA from Saxophila tyrrhenica, 2466 nucleotides. RefSeq lists its product as uncharacterized. Gene Ontology annotation, molecular function: DNA-binding transcription factor activity, RNA polymerase II-specific; transcription cis-regulatory region binding; zinc ion binding. The coding region runs from base 1 to 2466 and encodes 821 amino acids. Gene Ontology annotation, cellular component: nucleus. The transcript has 2 exons. The record is from RefSeq and is a predicted model, not a curated record. NCBI's taxonomy places the organism in Eukaryota, Fungi, Ascomycota, Dothideomycetes, Mycosphaerellales, Extremaceae. Gene Ontology annotation, biological process: positive regulation of transcription by RNA polymerase II.